This is a messenger RNA of Trachymyrmex septentrionalis, 1586 nucleotides long. It is a transcript of the gene Kyat, whose product is annotated as kynurenine--oxoglutarate transaminase 3. Gene Ontology annotation, cellular component: mitochondrion; cytoplasm. Lineage: Eukaryota; Metazoa; Arthropoda; Insecta; Hymenoptera; Formicidae. The transcript has 8 exons. The record is from RefSeq and is a predicted model, not a curated record. The coding region runs from base 113 to 1450 and encodes 445 amino acids. Gene Ontology annotation, biological process: biosynthetic process. Gene Ontology annotation, molecular function: pyridoxal phosphate binding; L-kynurenine:2-oxoglutarate transaminase activity.
ACCGUUAAUUGAAAUCGAAGUAAUUAUUUAUCAAUUCAAUCUAUGAUUUGCUGGAUUUAUAAUCAUUUUAAAAUGGCGAUUUGCCCUCGCCAGAGUCAAGUUUCCCGCCAUAAUGAAUUACAUGUUAACGAGAGUCUGUUUUCUGGCGACAAGUAAGACUGUUUCAAUCAAUACAGUAAGAAACAUCGCCGGAAUGUCGAAGUUUGACUUACCAAAUCGUUUGAAGGGCAAUGAAAAGUCCGUUUGGGUCGAAUAUAUCCAGCUCGCUCUGCAGUACAAGCCAUUGAACUUGGGCCAAGGCUUUCCUGAUUAUUACGCACCAGAGAAUGUGACAAAUGCCCUGGCUGCUGUCGCUAAAAGUGACAAUCCACUUAUGCAACAGUAUACAAGAGGAUUUGGUCAUCCAAGACUAGUGAAUGCUAUUGCAAAGUUUUACUCCAAGCUUAUCAAUCGUGAUUUGGAUCCAAACAAGGAAGUACUGGUCACUGCUGGUGCUUACGAAGCAUUAUAUUCUAGUCUACAAGGUCAUACUAACCUUGGAGAUGAAUGGAUCAUCAUUGAACCUUUCUUCGAUUGUUACGUACCUAUGGUACAAUCUGCCGGAGGAAUUCCCAGAUACAUAGCAUUAAAACCAAAAUCUACGUCAGGCACAGUUACCUCUGGUGAUUGGGUAUUCGAUAGGAAAGAAAUGGAAAGUCUUUUUAAUGAGAAAACUAAAGGUAUCAUCAUCAACACUCCACACAAUCCUAUAGGAAAAGUAUUUACGCUGGAUGAAUUGCAAUUUAUUGCUAAUCUCACAAAAAAAUGGAAUGUACUUGUUAUUUCUGAUGAGGUUUAUGAGCAUAUCGUUUACGAACCGUACAAGCAUAUAAGAAUAGCAACGUUGCCCGGUAUGUACGAACGCACAAUCACGAUUGGAUCAGCAGGAAAAACAUUUAGCGUUACAGGUUGGAAAAUAGGUUGGGCCUAUGGACCAGCGAAUUUGUUGUAUAAUCUGCAAGUGGUACAUCAGAACUCCGUGUAUACUUGUACUACACCAACUCAGGAAGCAGUAGCUAUCGGAUUUGAAUUGGAAAUGGAACGCUUAGAGCAACCAGACUGUUACUUUCGCAGUCUAGCAAUGGAAUUAUUACCAAAGCGCGAUUAUAUGGCGAAAUUCCUCCGAGAAGUUGGUAUGGUACCGACGAUACCCGAGGGUGGAUACUUUAUGCUCGCUAAUUGGUCUGCAUUGGAAAACAAAGUGAAACUGCAUGAGGAAACGGACGAGAAUAAAGACUACAGGUUCACUAAGUGGAUGACGAAGAACGUCGGUCUUCAAGGUAUUCCUCCUACGGCAUUUUACGGUCCUGAACAUAAAACUCUAGCAGAGGACUAUGUACGAUAUUGUUUUAUAAAGAAAGACGAAAAUUUGAAAGCAGCCGCAAAAAUCUUGAAGAAAUGGGUAUCCUAAUAAUUGACUAAGUACAUAUAUGUACUUGUGUAUAAUAUGUACAUUCGAUGACUAUUAAGUGCUUCGUGCACUGAUUAAUUUUUUGAGUAUCUUUCAUACUAUUCGAGCACAUUGCGUGCACGGAAAGUGUAAUUGA